This is a messenger RNA of Pristis pectinata (smalltooth sawfish), 868 nucleotides long. Its product is annotated as dual specificity testis-specific protein kinase 1-like. Lineage: Eukaryota; Metazoa; Chordata; Chondrichthyes; Rhinopristiformes; Pristidae. The transcript is spliced from 7 exons. The record is from RefSeq and is a predicted model, not a curated record. The coding region runs from base 86 to 868 and encodes 260 amino acids. Gene Ontology annotation, molecular function: protein serine/threonine kinase activity; ATP binding. Gene Ontology annotation, cellular component: nucleus; cytoplasm. Gene Ontology annotation, biological process: actin cytoskeleton organization; protein phosphorylation.
UCGACAUAGCUCACAGCUGGUGUGGUCAGUGGGCUCCACUCAGCAGAACCUGACGUGUGUUCAUGCUUGUGGGUCUCCUGAAGUUAUGAUAGACCUUGCCAUCAUGUGUGAAACAGAAAUAAUCUCCAAUGAACCCACCAGCCCAACAUCACCCUACUACGGGGAGUCAUCCGAUUCGUACUACCGCGUAGACCGGUGGCAGAAGCUGCGAACUGCCGUCCGAAAGCUGGAGUUUUGGGAGAACUUCAGCGCCGAACUGGCAGGAAGUGGGUUCUUUUCUAAAGUGUAUAAGGUAACUCACAACACAACCCAUAAAGUAAUGGUGGUAAAAAUUUACAAGAAGGACGUUGACCAAGAUGUCAUUGUGCGUGAGAUCAGUCUUCUCCAGAAACUCUCUCAUCCCAACAUUGUCAGAUAUCUUGGGGUUUGUGUUAAAGAAGAUAAACUCUAUCCUAUGCUUGAGUAUAUUAAUGGUGGAUGCCUAGAAGAACUGCUAGCCAACAAAGAGGUUAAUCUGACUUGGAAGGAAAAAGUGGAUCUUGCAUCAGACAUUACACGAGGAAUGGUGUACCUACACUCAAAGAAUAUCUAUCACAGAGACUUAAACUCCAAGAAUUGUUUGAUUCGGGUAACACCGCGCGGGAGAGAAGCCUUGGUUACUGACUUCGGGCUGGCACGUGAAGUGGUCGAGCUGCCCACAAAGGACUUUGACCGCAAGCUGUCCUUGGUGGGAUCUGCAUUCUGGAUGGCACCUGAAAUGUUGAGAGGAGAACCUUAUGACAGGAAGAACAUGUGCAUCCAGAAUGAGGCUCCUCGGUCAUCCAAGGACCCACCAACACUGACGGAGAUCACCUUCAUUUCCGAGUGA